AUGCAUCAAUACAAAGAUGAAUUUCUUAAGGAAGAACCUACGUCAGAACUUCCGCCACCGCCACUGCUCAAUUAUAUAGAAUAUUUGCAGAAUAUUGACUUGAACGAAUUAUAUACCUCAAUCGAAGAUUGGAUGAAAACAUCAUAUAAUGUAACAAGAUAUAGAAAAAAAAAUAUAAUAGAAUUUGUAAAAAAAAGAAUUCACCGGAAUACUUUGGUUGACCGAGAUUCAAUAGACUACACAAUAUUCAUUAGAUUUUUAGCAAAUUCCACAUUUAAAAAAGAAAUUUCUUUGAGAUAUAACGAAUAUUUUUACGACAAUUCAUGUCGGGAUUUAUUGGUUCAUAAUCUUAUCAAAACUUUUAUGACACAAUGUCCAAAACUAGUACAAAUAUCGAUUGAACAACGACACCUUUAUACUCGAAGGCCGAAUGAAUAUUUUUGUUCAUCACUUAAAAAAGAAAAGCCACUCCGUUCAGAUUAUUGUAACUUACCUACAGGAGAUUACGAAUCUUUAAAUUAUUAUUCCGUCGUGGUACCACGUUUACAUCAACUCACAGAGUUAAUAUGUACAACAAAACGUCGGAAAGCCAGUUUAUUACUCUCUUUAUCACAAUUUUCUCAUAAUAUUAAAUUCAUGGCAAUAACUAUUAGUUAUCAACGUGAUUUAUUCGGUGGAGAUGCGGUAAGAAUUUACGAACAACAAAAGGUUGAAAAUGAAGCUUACUGUUUGGCUACAUUAAUCGAGUCACAAAAAGGAUUAAAUAACCUGAGAUUACAUGUAUGUUCUGAAGGACUAUCUACAAUAAUGGUAGCAUUAAAGACUCAAAUUAAUUCUUUACAAUCUUUAAGUUUUGUAAACGUUAAAUUUUUUGGAUAUGAGAUAUUAAGUUAUUUAAUAUCUUUGAAAAAUCUUCAACGACUUGAAUUUAUUUCUUCAAAGUUUAAAGAUGAAACCGAUGAAAUAAUUCCAUCAAUAUUGACCAACCUAAGGUUUCCAUAUCUUACUGAGCUCAAUUUCAAUGGAUCAUAUAUAACAAAUGAGAUGUUGGAAGCAUUCUUAAAAAUUUCUUAUCCAAAUUUAGAAACUCUUAAUCUUGGAAGACAAAACUGUCGAAAUGGAUUUCGAAAUUCUAUCCCAGGUUCUCGCAAAAUAAUUAGUUGCAUUCCAACACUAUAUCCUGAAUUAAAACAUCUCAAAUUAUAUUUGAAUCCUGAUGAAGUACCUCAACUUAUAUCAAUAUUUUCUUGCAACAAACUUGAAACGAUAACUCUAGCUGGGUCCAUGCAAAGAUCAGGUCAAGAAGUUAAUAGAGUAUUGAAAGAAUUAGGAAAAAUGAAAAAUUUACAAUUAGCAAAUUUAAGAAGCUUAAGAUUCGAAGGAUCAAUGUGGCUAUUUAAUUCUCGUUAUCUUGAAAUAUUUUUAAAUGAAUGUAAGUUCGAGAAAUUAGAUAGUUUUGAAAUUGUUGAUUCAAAAAAUUUCGGUAAUGAUCAUUUAGAAGUCAUUAUCAAAUGCUUGAAAGAUGUCAUAAAAAAAUUGGUUUUACAUACUAAAAAUAGGUUAAGUCAUAGAUUGUUAAGGAAAGCUAGAAAAAUUUUUGAUGUUAAUUAUCAAAGAUGCACACCAAGAAAUAUUAGUAUGUACGAACAUAAAUUUUGA
This is a messenger RNA of Racocetra fulgida, 1659 nucleotides long. NCBI's taxonomy places the organism in Eukaryota, Fungi, Glomeromycota, Glomeromycetes, Diversisporales, Gigasporaceae. The record is from the annotation of a GenBank genome assembly.